AUUUUAGUAUCGUUUUAAUUUUUUAUAACCGUUCAUCAAAAAUAACUUGUGUCGUCGUAUUUGUGUUAUUGUGUAGUAGUGCUUGUUUGCUCAUUUUAACGCGUUCCGUGAGUUUCGGACUGGAGCGGUGAGGUCAAGAGUUGCAUGAGUGCUGCCUGUCUACAAAUCAAACGUCACACCUCAUGAUGUUGCUCUUUCAGGUGGAGCAGAGGAGCCUGAGAAAUACGGCGUAUGGACGUUAUUUAUUUCUCAACAACGAUUUAAAACCUUGAGUUUUCAUCUUGCACUAUUUGAGAGGGCAGACCAGGAGUCACCAAAAAAAAAAAGACUGAUAUCUCAUAACAGACACUUCAAUUCUGAGUCUUCAGCAGUGCAGCUUGUGCAUAACUUCCUUUUAUACUGACAAGUGCUGUCAUGGAGACAGAAGCCAAGUCACAGGAAAUAUCUCUACUUAUGUCUGAAGACAUGUGGUGGGGCACCCUGGGGUCAGUGCGGCCCUUCCCAAAUUUUCGUCCCGAGAGAGAUGUUACAGUCCUGCACACUGCACUGGAGAAGAAAGAUGUGAGCACAACUGUGAGAAUACUAACCAAUCGCAGUAAUGCUCAGAGACGAUCUCUUGCCCAGGCGUACAAGAAUUUCUCACAAAAGGAAUUGGACGCAAGUCUGAAGAAGGUUCUUUCUGGUGAUCUGCAGUCUCUGAUACUUGGACUGAUGAUGAUACCAGAGCAGUUUGAGGCCCAUCGCUUACGCAAAGCCAUGGAGGGUGCUGGUACAGAUGAAGAAACCCUUUUAGAGAUUUUGUGCACAAGGACACCACAGCAGCUCUCAGACAUCAGGGCUACACAAAAAAAAGAGUAUAAGCGGGAUUUGGAGAAAGACUUGAUAAGUGAAACCAGUGGAGAUUUUUCAAAGCUCAUUGUGGCAUUGUUGAAGAAAGAGAAUGGACCAGGAAUUAUUGAACAGGAUGUAGCAUCUUUAUCUGAGGAGCUGAAAAACAAGAAACCUACAGCUGAUAUUUGGAUCAAAAUACUCACCACAAGAAACCCAGACCAUCUCAGAAUUGUGCUGGAAAAACUGGAGUUUGAGAAAGGCCAGACAGUGGAGGACGCUUUAGAGGGACAUUUUAAAGGAGUCCUCUCUGGUGACCUGAAAAAGGGCUUAAAGACUCUAGUACGAUGUAUACAGAACCAGUAUUUAUUCUUGGCACAACGGAUCCAAACUAUGAAAGCACCGGUGGUCCAGGGUGUGAUGGUGGCUCACAGUGAGGAGGAUCUACUGAGAGUUAGAGUGGCAUACCUUCAGUCAACAGGAACUUCACUGUACACAGCCUUGCAGAACAGUUUAAAGGUGAACUCCAGCAGGGUUUGUUGGCUAUAUGUCGAGCAGAAGAUUAGAAGAAAUGCUGUGUAUGACACAAAUGAUAAACAUGUAUGUGCACACAGUGAAAGCAUUCCAUUCAUUUAAUUGCUGUUAAACAAAAGCUUUGUGUCUGAAAAUAAAUAAAUAAAUAAAAUGUAACUGAGA
Messenger RNA from Cyprinus carpio (common carp), 1524 nucleotides. RefSeq names its product annexin A2-like. Gene Ontology annotation, molecular function: calcium-dependent phospholipid binding; calcium ion binding. Gene Ontology annotation, cellular component: cytoplasm. The transcript has 15 exons. The coding region runs from base 415 to 1464 and encodes 349 amino acids. The record is from RefSeq and is a predicted model, not a curated record. NCBI's taxonomy places the organism in Eukaryota, Metazoa, Chordata, Actinopteri, Cypriniformes, Cyprinidae.